ACGGGCAACGCUAUUUUUGCUCAGUUCGAGUUGUGAAAGCCGGCGAGAAAGAUUGCAUCUUUCAUAUUUCGCGUCGAUUAACUGUUGUUUGUGAAUGUUACAUUUAACCAGCGAGCAGAUAUAGUUCAGCCUUAUCAUUUGGAGCACGCGUUGUGCGUUGUUUGUGUCUAAAUCGGGGGAAAAUGUCAAUCCUAGAUUGGAUUCUGGUCAUCACCGGAGCAGUGCUGGCGAUUAAUUAUCUACUGGUUCGGAGGAACUUGAAAUACCAGUCCCAAUGGCCGGGUCCAGCAGCGGUUCCGCUCAUCGGAUGCUACUAUUUGUACUUUAACAAAAAGCCAGAAGAUGUCAUGGACUUCAUAUUCACACUUAGCCGCAAAUACGGCACGAUGUUCCGCGUGUGGGUCGGCACUCGUUUGGCACUGUUCUGCACCAAUACCCCGGACACGGAAACGGUCCUCAGCAGCCAGAAGCUGAUCCGCAAGAGCGAGCUGUACAAGUUUCUGGUGCCCUGGUUGGGCAACGGGCUGCUGCUGAGCACCGAUCAGAAGUGGUUCAACAAGCGCAAGAUCAUCACUCCGGCGUUCCACUUCAAGAUUCUCGAGCAGUUCAUCGAGGUGUUCGACCGGCAGAGUGGGAUUCUGGUGCAGAAAUUGAAGCCGGAGGCCUCCGGGAAGCUGGUGAAUGUGUACCCGUAUGUGACGCUUUGCGCACUGGAUGUCAUUUGUGAGACUGCAAUGGGAACUCCGAUAAACGCCCAGACUGACGUAGAUUCAAAAUACGUUAGAGCUGUUACGGAGCUGAGUUAUCUGCUAACUACCAGAUUCGUGAAGGUAUGGCAGCGAUCGGACUUCCUCUUCAAUCUUUCGCCGGACAGGAAGCGGCAAGAUAAGGUGAUCAAGGUGCUUCAUGACUUCACGACAAACAUCAUUCAGAAGAGGAGAAAAGAACUGAUGGAUCACGGUGACAGCGGAAUUUCAGGGGAUGACAGUAUCGGUUCUAAGAAGAAGAUGGCUUUCCUAGAUGUAUUGUUGCAAGCUUCCGUUGAUGGAAAACCAUUGACGGAUAAGGAGAUUCAGGAAGAGGUUGAUACGUUCAUGUUCGAAGGCCAUGAUACCACUACUAUUGCUAUUGCAUUCACUUUACUCCUGUUGGCUCGUCACCCAGAGGUUCAAGAAAAGGUGUACAAAGAAGUUACCGAGAUCAUUGGUACUGAUUUGAGUAUCCCAGCGACCUACAGAAAUCUGCAAGACAUGAAGUACUUGGAAAUGGUGAUCAAGGAAUCGCUUCGACUGUAUCCUCCGGUGCCGAUCAUUGGCAGGAAGUUCACAGAGAAGACUACGAUUGGCGGAAACGUCAUCCCCGAAGACUCCAACUUCAAUCUAGGAAUUAUUGUGAUGCAUCGUGAUCCGAAGCUCUUUGAUGAUCCGGAAAAGUUCGAUCCGGAACGGUUCAGCCCCGAGCGAACUAUGGAACAGUCUUCACCGUAUGCGUACAUCCCAUUCAGCGCUGGACCUAGGAACUGUAUCGGACAAAAAUUUGCCAUGUUGGAACUUAAGAGUACCCUUUCCAAGGUGAUUAGAAACUAUCGGUUGACAGAAGCGGGACCAGAGCCGCAACUGAUCAUCCAACUGACCUUGAAACCAAAAGAUGGACUUAAGAUCGCUUUUGUACCACGUGCUUAACUAAGAUGUAGAUCAUCUUACAGAGGCUUACCGAAUGUGAUAUGUGUACAAUAAAACAUGUUUAUCCAA
Molecule: messenger RNA, 1751 nt
Organism: Aedes aegypti (yellow fever mosquito)
Lineage: Eukaryota; Metazoa; Arthropoda; Insecta; Diptera; Culicidae
Product: cytochrome P450 4d2
Exons: 4
Coding region: 183-1682 (499 amino acids)
Molecular function (GO): iron ion binding; oxidoreductase activity, acting on paired donors, with incorporation or reduction of molecular oxygen; heme binding
Source: RefSeq, a predicted model, not a curated record